Chroicocephalus ridibundus (black-headed gull) is the source of this 3743-nucleotide messenger RNA. RefSeq names its product RAB9A, member RAS oncogene family (gene RAB9A). Gene Ontology annotation, molecular function: GTP binding; GTPase activity. The coding region runs from base 923 to 1528 and encodes 201 amino acids. The record is from RefSeq and is a predicted model, not a curated record. Gene Ontology annotation, cellular component: lysosome; phagocytic vesicle; late endosome. NCBI's taxonomy places the organism in Eukaryota, Metazoa, Chordata, Aves, Charadriiformes, Laridae. The transcript is spliced from 4 exons. Gene Ontology annotation, biological process: retrograde transport, endosome to Golgi; Rab protein signal transduction.
GGGCCCCGCCCCCUGCCUUCUCCGCCAUGUUGUUUCUUCCUUCGCCAGCGGCCGGUAGCGGCUUGGCCCGGCCUCGGGACCGGCGGCGGCUUCUCCUUUCCCGCGGGCAGUGCUCCGUUCACUUCUCUCUCCGCCGCCGCUGUCCGAGCUCUGCCGGCUACCCGGUGCUGGCUCGGUGCCUGCCGGCCUCCGGGCCGUAGGAGGGGAGCCCCGGCCGGCCGUCAUGUCCGUCCCCUUCCCCGUGGCCGCCCUGUGGUUGCCCCCUUGCCGGGCCGGCGGUGGGAGAGCGCGGCGGGCGCUCCGCGGAGCCGGUGCGGACGGCGGGGCCGUGUGGCGUGACCGGGGAUCCCGUGACUGCGGGGCAGGCGGUGACUCCGUGGGGGAAACGGCUCCUGCCGGGCGCCUCCCGGGAGACUCCCUGUCUCCGGCUCCGCGCUGCUUCUUCAGGACUGAUAAAGAUCUCUCUGAUCUGCUUGGGUGAAACUCGGUGUCGUACCUGUCAGCACCUUUCAAAACUAAAAGAAAAUGGUCCCCUUAUUGCCUUUUCCCGUUGCUGUCCGCUGAGGAAGAGCUGCUGUGUUCCCAAGCAGAGCCCGAGCAAUUCGCGUUACGUUUUUAGUUCUUCUUUUUCGAACCGGUGACUUGAUGUCGCUCUCCUCUGCAACGGCCAGUUGCUUUUCUGAUCGUGGCAGAUGGCUAUGGAAACUUAGAUGUGGUGCUGGCAGGAGAACCAAAGGAUUAAUCAGGUUAAGAUUAUUCGAUCGCUUACGCCUGAGAGGUUAAUGAGCAGUUUUCAGUAUUUCUGGAAACUUGCAGAUCUUCUGUAGGUGACAAUAAUAACUGCUCUGUAGUGAUUGAGGGCUGAGAGAUGUAAGAACUCUACUAACAGUCUAGGAAAUCAGGAGGAUCUACUUCCAUAACAAUGGCAGCAAAAUCAUUGCUCCUCAAAGUAAUCCUGCUAGGAGACGGUGGAGUUGGGAAGAGUUCCCUAAUGAACAGAUAUGUCACCAACAAGUUUGAUGCACAGCUGUUUCAUACGAUAGGUGUGGAAUUCCUAAAUAAAGAGUUGGAAGUUGAUGGACAUUUUGUUACAAUGCAGAUAUGGGACACGGCGGGUCAGGAACGUUUUAGGAGCUUGCGGACUCCUUUCUAUAGAGGUUCUGACUGUUGCCUGCUAACCUUCAGUGUGGAUGACUCUCAAAGCUUCCAAAACUUAAGCAACUGGAAGAAAGAAUUCAUUUAUUAUGCAGAUGUCAAGGAGCCUGAAAGUUUUCCGUUUGUCAUACUGGGUAACAAAGUUGAUAUCGAUGAAAGGCAAGUGUCUACAGAAGAAGCCCAAGACUGGUGCAGGAAUAAUGGCAACCAUCCCUAUUUUGAAACCAGUGCAAAAGAUGCCACUAAUGUUGCAGCAGCCUUUGAAGAAGCCGUUAGAAGAGUUCUAGCCUCCGAAGACAGAUCGGAUCACUUUAUUCAAACAGAUACAGUAAACCUUAAUCGGAAACCCAAAACCAGUUCAUCUUGUUGUUGACUUAAAAUUUAUUUUUUUUUUUUUUGGGCCAAAUUACUUUUGACUAGCUUGCUCUAUAAUAGGAUGGGGAAGGCAUAGUAGAUAAAAUAGCAAAUGGGUUUCACUCUAAAAUUAAAAUUGUAAUAUUCUGCUGCUUUCUUGGGGGAGCAAAAGAAAAAUUUCCAUUCAUGGGUGACCCAUUAUUGAAUUAAUGACGCUUUCUGUUUAGGAAGGUGUCAAGUAAAACCAUUGAUAUAAGAAUGUAAUUUGCCAACUUUAUUCAAAUGAUAAAUACUUUGAAUAUAAUUAAAACUUGAAAGUUCUGAAGCACUACUUUGGAGAAACUGUUCUGGAAUUCAGGCACAAAGAUACUUUUAUAUGUGUAUAUUUUUAUGAAAUCAGCAUUCCACUUUUGUUUCACUGAAGUCAGUUUCUUAACAAUGCUACAUAUUAAACUUCAGUCUCACUACAUUCCUUUUGCUGUGAGUGGUACUUCAUCUCUAACGUGUUUAUUAUAAGUUAAUAUAAAUUACCUUCAGGUCUUCUCUAAUUGCCUAAUGUUGCUAUAAUUUGUGUAGGUUUUUAAGUAGGAAAUAAAUUUCCUACGUAUUUAAUGUCCAUUUUCCUUUCAUUUACUAUUCUAAUGCUGUACAAAUUCCUCCAGCAGUUUAAUGCAAGAUACUGAUGAUUUUUUAAGUUAAUACAUGUCUCUGCCUUAAGUCCCAUUCUAGCAUGUAUCUGAUCAAUAAGGUAAAAAAAUCUGAAUAACAGAAGUAUAAUCAUUUUUAGUUACAAAAAAGAUAUUCUUUAUUCAGUCAGCUUUAAUAGCACUUGAAGGGAUCCACAUUAUGACGAAUUUCUAAGAGAACGUUUAGUAUGCAGCCUUAAAGUUCCAAACUUCUUGUUCCUGUUAACCUAUGAGCUAUGAAUGUGUUUACGAGUAAUCUCUGCACUGUGAAACUAAGGAUUGGCAAUACGUAGAGAACUCAGGAAGCUUUUGACUUAAAGUAGAUUGUGACAGCUUUCAGCCCUAAUACAAUACCUACAGCUAGUGUUUGAGCUGAAUUUGAUCCUUAUUUAAUUUGCUAUUUUAGGAUAUGGGCUUAAACAUUUAAGACAAUGUCUUUUAUAUUACUGUACUCAUUACACGAUGAACAGAAGGAAAUUCUGUAUUUGUAGGACACUCUUUCUGCAGUAAUGCAGGUGAAACCACAGAAGUGUAUUUGAGGCUCUCCAUUGCAGUUAAAUGGUAGAAUACCUGUUUCGGAAGUUGUUGAAUGUUGGUGCGCAGAGUACCCACUGUCCUUGUAACAGCAACCCUGAUUAGCGCACUGUUGCUUCAAUGUGUAAUCUGACUGCUAAAAGGCAUGCGCGUACACACGUUGUGGGCUUCAAAAGGAAGUCUGAGGCCUGUAGGACAGGCCGUGUUAUCUGCUAAACUACACAGACUCUGCUUUCUGUACAGUGAUAUUUUUUGUUCCAAUAGAAAAGCCUUUCUUGAGAGUACAGUAACAGCAAGAGUUUUAUCUGUUCACUCUGUAACAGGUGUAAUUAUUUGGAAGUAAAGCUUGCAAAACAAAGCCUUCUUGUCGCUCUUUAUACACUUUUCUGAAUGUAUUGUAUUCUUGCUUGAACCUGUCCAGGACUUUAUUCCACAGAUCUGCUGCUCCUGCUUCAAAGUGGCAUCUUUUUACCUUUUGUAUGUUCCUAAGUCUAACUAAUUCCUACAGUCCUGCAUAUACAGCAACAGAACUGUUUCAAGCUUCAGUCACAUAACAGCGAAAUACAGGUUGAGCUGCUACUUCUGUUUCAUUUCUAGUCAAUGAAUGAAAAGAUCUGUGAAGAAAAUCUUAGCUAAAUCCCUCUUAAACUGAGAUAGCAAAAAGCUUUAAAAAAGACUGCUUGUGUCUUCUGCUGCUAAGGGGGCUGCUAAGCUAGUGAUGUCAAACUUGUAAAACUACUACCUUACUACUUAAAGCUUCCUUUAAUGUUCUUUUUAGCAGAGGUUAAGGUUGAAGCAGAACAGGGGAUGAAGUUACCGUGACUAGGGUAGUACAGAUACGAUUCAAGUAAGAUUGCUAAAAAGAAACAAUUAAGAAUGAGAACCAUUGUGAUCUUUCUUGUGCCUAAGCCUCCAUCUGUGUUUUCCCAUCUGUCCCCUUUCAGUGUAAAAUCAUGGCUACCAAGCUUCCAUCUGAGAAGCAGGCUUAAUAAAGUUAAAUAAAACUUAAUACAA